GGGCUUCAGAUGAGAAACGGUCAACAUCUUGUGCAAGGACCAAUACUGACUGACUGACCGCUUAUCGUUCUGCAGCCAUGUCUAGAUCCUUUUAUGUCGACUCUUUGAUUAUCAAGGACACGGUGCGACCCGCGCCUCUUAACGAGCAUCCCGGACAAGACUUCUUCAUCCCCAUCAGCAUGCACUCGCCCACCAUGAUGACGGUCAACGCGCCGGUGUGCCCGUCCAGGAAGACCGGGACUUUCUGCGUCUGCCCAGUUUGCGUCACGUCCCACCUCCACUCUCCCCGCAGCGGCAUUUCGAUGCUGAAGAGUCAGUUCCCGGGAGCGGAGCCCCAAUAUUGUCAGAGGAUAUCACACCACCAACAGUCUCCGGCGCUGGGACACGCACCUGUCUGCACGCCUACGUACAGCGUCACUGACCCCAGGAGGUACCACUGUCUCUCCAUAGGUAAGAAUAUGUUAUGCUCUCUGACCACCGGUAUCUGCAAUUCAACGCAAUAUAACAACCUGUCAAUUCAACCUUUGAAAUUAGAGCAACAUAUCUUAAUUGCACCACAUAUAUUAUGCGUAAUUGGAUAGACUAAUACAAAAUAACAAACAUCGUGUUUGUUAUUUCGUAUUAGUCUAUCUAAUUACGCACAAUUACACACAAUACAACCAAUGCCAUUUCUUGCAUAAAGUAUGUAGUGCAGUGUUAGAAAUGUGAAUAGAACUAUGAUGUUUGGCUAAAUCGUUGUCCUGUCCCCAUCAGGCGCCUCUGAGAGCAAUCACAUCCAGAAUGGCAAAAGGAUGCGUACGGCUUUCACCAGCACGCAACUAUUGGAACUCGAGAGAGAGUUCUCCUCCAACAUGUAUCUUUCCCGGCUCAGAAGAAUCGAAAUCGCGACGUAUCUGAACCUCUCGGAGAAGCAGGUGAAAAUCUGGUUCCAGAACCGGAGGGUGAAACACAAGAAGGAGGGCAAGGGCACACAGAGGAGCGCGCACAGCGGUUGCAAGUGCGCAAGUGGUCACACGGACUACCCGAGGUCUGAGGACGAGGAAUCUUUAUCCCCUGCAUCAGCGUCAGAGGAGAAAGAGAUCUCCCCAAUCUGA
Molecule: messenger RNA, 1094 nt
Organism: Coregonus sp. 'balchen'
Lineage: Eukaryota; Metazoa; Chordata; Actinopteri; Salmoniformes; Salmonidae
Source: the annotation of a GenBank genome assembly